This is a messenger RNA of Myzus persicae (green peach aphid), 492 nucleotides long. RefSeq names its product zinc finger BED domain-containing protein 5-like. The transcript has a single exon. Lineage: Eukaryota; Metazoa; Arthropoda; Insecta; Hemiptera; Aphididae. The record is from RefSeq and is a predicted model, not a curated record. The coding region runs from base 1 to 492 and encodes 163 amino acids.
AUGUCAGAUGAUAUUGAGAAAACUGUCACUUACAAGCUUACUACUAAUAAAUUAUAUUUCGCUUUGCAAAUUGACGAGUCUACUGAUAUCAGUGGUAUAGCUCACGUACUAGGAUUUGUUCGUUUCAUUGAUGAAAAUAAAAUAGUGAAUCAAUUUGUAUGCAGUAAACAACUUACUGAACGUACAACAGGGCAGAAUGUUUUAGAUUCUACUUCGUCAUAUUUAGAUAAAUGUAACAUAACAUGGGACCAAUGUGUAGGAAUCUGCACCGACGGAGCUCCUUCGAUGAUUAGUUCUAUUAAAGGAUUUACAACAUUGGCGAAGAAAAAAAAUCCUAAUAUCAUAUCUACACAUUGUUUUUUACACCGAGAAUCACUUAUUUCGAAAACAUUACCUGUUACAUUAAAGUUCGUAUUGGAUCCAAUUGUAAGCAUGGUUAACUACAUAAAAUCGCGUCCAUUACAAUCACGCCUAUUUAAAAAACUGUGUUAA